Micromonas commoda is the source of this 939-nucleotide messenger RNA. RefSeq lists its product with no specific name. Lineage: Eukaryota; Viridiplantae; Chlorophyta; Mamiellophyceae; Mamiellales; Mamiellaceae. Gene Ontology annotation, cellular component: cytosol. The transcript has a single exon. Gene Ontology annotation, molecular function: RNA binding. Gene Ontology annotation, biological process: tRNA nucleoside ribose methylation. The coding region runs from base 1 to 939 and encodes 312 amino acids. The record is from RefSeq and is a predicted model, not a curated record.
AUGAGCGCGCCGUCGACGUCGGAGCGCAACGCGCUUCGGUACUUCUACCCCGGGUCCACCGCGCGCAAUGGAAACCUGGUGUUCCUCGCGCCCGGCGUCCGCUCCCUGACCGGCGCGGAUGCCGGCGAACUGCUCUCGCUCGACGGCGUGGACCUAUCGAGAUGGCGAGCCAGGUACCAGCACGACGAGUACGAGGGUUGGGCGGCGGUGCAGGACGACACCGCGCUGGAGUUCCGAGGGGACAGGAGGACCCUGGACCUCUCGCUCGAGCGUCGCGCGGAUCCGCUCGAGCGUCGUGCGCCUUUAUCGAGUCCCGAACGCAUCCCGGGCCUCGAGAACAUCGAGACGCGCGCGCGGGGCGUCGUCGUACCGGCACCGGGCGACGAAUCGAGAGACGGAUACUUCGGCAUCGGCAUCGUCGGAGGUAAGAACGAAGCCAACCAGGGCACGCUCUGGCGAUCCGCGUACCAGCUCGGCGCCGCGUUCACGUACACCGUCGGCGCCAGGUUCGAGAAAUCCUCCUCGGACACCACGAAGACGUGGACCAACCUGCCGAUGUACUCGCACGACAACUGGAACGCCUUUGCCGCCUCGGCGCCCUACGACGCGGCUUGGGUCGCCGUGGAGAUGGGGGGCGCGCCGCUCGCCACGUUUCACCACCCCGACAGGGCGGUGUACGUGUUGGGCUCGGAAGAUAACGGCCUUAACUCGUCGGUGCUGAGGGCGUGCGCGCACGUAGUGGAGCUACCCGCGGAGGUUGGCCGAGGCGCGAGUUUCAACGUCGCCGUCGCCGGUUCACUCGUCAUGUACGACAGGCUGGUGAAGCGACGGAAAGGUCGGGGCGGCGUCGUGGGCGGGGGGGUGGACGAGAGGAAUAGUUUACCGGGCGGGCGAGUCGGGGUGGACAGCGCGAAACCGGUACGGGGUGGGGGAACCUAG